GGACAAGAGGUCGAAACUGAGGUCCCUAGGGCAGCAGAGGCCGGCUUAUAUACAUGGGGAGAUAAGGGCAGGCUGUGCGCGCUGGUCCGUGCGCAGCUGGUCCGUGCACAGCUGGUCCGUGCGCAGCUGGUCCGUGCGCAGCUGGUCCGUGCGCAGCAUGCUGACGCGGCCCCGGGGGCCGUAGAUAGUGAUGCGUCCAUAUCGGGUAUGUCUGAGAAGCUGCGUAUUGGCUCUGCCCAGAAGCUGGUGCAAGAGGCACAAAAGGUUGUCAGCACAAGUGGUGGCUCCCCUGGGUGGCUCGGAAGAUCUCCUCUCAAAGAUGCCAGACUAGCUUUACGCACCAAUCAAGCUACAUCUCACGCUGCUUCACCCAACAAUGUCCACCACCAUCUUCCCGAGGGCCGCAACGACAGUGAGCCGAAACACAGCAAGCGGCCACCCUCCCCCCUCAAAGAGCCCCCCGCACGCACAGAACGCAAUCUCAAGAAGCCUAGACACGAUGGCGAGCGUGUUGAGAAUCGGUUUCCACUCCCGCGGCCUCUCUCCCCCUCGCCGCGUCGCGUUCAUGCACCCUCAGUCUUCAAACGUUCGCAGUCCGUCCCUGUCUUUUCCCCAAUGCCACACAUCGACUUGAGCCAAGUACCGCGUUCGCCGACAAGGCCUACUGUCUGUCUACGCAUCGACAGUGAAGACUACCACGACCCCAUCACGACGACUGCAGGACCUAUCACUCCUGCUAGAACCUCUGUGGAAUCUGCUCUGCUCUCAAUGUCACCCCUGACACCAGUUCCUGUCACCCCUGGUGCGCCGCUGCAGCACACCAGCAGCGCGGACCAGCCCGCGGUCGCACGGGUCCCCAAUCACGAUGUGCCGCCAUCGAACGGUGAGUCUGCCAUCGCCGCCGCGUCCUCUCCACAGAAAUAUGCACAAAAAGCCGUCAGCCGCCUGCCCCGCCUGACCACGAAACUCGCUCUGUCAUCGGCAGUAGAAGAGUCCACGAAGAAGACGACCGCAGCAAAAGGCAAGAAGCGUGCCCCGCCUCCUGCAGUUAGUCAGCGCAUCACGCGCUCGGUGUCAUCGAAGACUAUGUCGCAGACGUCACUGGCCGUGCAUCUGAGGAAUGUCGGAACACCCUCUCGUGUGAUUAGCAAUACCGUGUCUUCAAACUCAAGUUCGACGCCCGCUGCGACCACCUCGACAUCCUCAAAUACCCUUCCGAGCGCUCAACGCACGCAAACGACUCUCUUCUCAUUUGCGCGGCCCACUGCCAGUUCCAGCGCGAAGGCAAAUGCGCCGUCGCCGCACAAGAUGCGCAUCGCGCCACUCCCGCCUGCACCCAAAACCGAACGCACGUCGUCACUCAACUCAUCGUUGUCGUCGCUCUCGAGUGCGCUACAGCGACUGAACAUGCCGCCCCCCUCACGAUCGAGCACGAGCAUGGGGUUCAAUCGCGAAGCAUCAGUGCCUGCGGACAUGGGCGCGCGUAGCCGUGAUGACGGGGACAUUCUGUCUGCCGCUGGUGCUGUGCAGGAAACACUGCGCACUCCUACGCUACAGAAGGCAGCCACGGUAGGCAAUCUGUCGAGAAUGCUCUCGGGCACACGACAGUCCACCCUGAUGCUCCCGCCACCUGCGCCAUCUGGGACUGCCGGCAAGCCCAAGGGCCUCGCGUUCGGCAUUAAUGCGACGAGCGCACAAGCAUCGCACAGGCGGAUGUUCUCGGUGGGUGCAUUCCACGGGAGUGCAUUUGGCGGGAGUCGCGUGACGCACAAGGCGAGCAAGAAGACGAGCCUGCCGAGCGUCGAGGGCAGCCCUGUGAAAGGAGGGUCGGCUCCGUCGACAAGCCAGGCCGCUGUCCACGAGGAGGACGAGGCGAUGGCCGGCCCCAGCUCAAGUGACGAGCACAAUACAUUGACUGUUAUUGAAUUUGAAGCAGGGCCAGGAGGCCCCAAUGCACCACCAGGAAGCGAGCAGCCACUCCGAUCGCGGGACGACUCGCGGCGGGCAUCUCUAGCGUCACAUCUGCUUUCGCAGUUGCUCACGCCGCACCCUCAGACACCUGACGCACAGCCAUCUGUCCCCGCCCCCGCGACCGCACCCGGACACAGUCAUGUACUGCGCACGACGAGUACGAGCCAUCUCGCGCGUACUGCCCCUGUGCCAACGCGGACAACUAGCAUCGGCGCGCGGGUGUCCGGGCGGCGCGCAGCGAGCAUGGCCCCUGAAUCCCCGCAAGACAGCACAGCGGGCGUUCCCGGCCAGCUGGACGUGCUGAAGGAGUGCACGAUCUUCGUGGAUGUGCGCACGGACGACGGCGACGACGCUGGCGGUCUGUUUGUCGACAUGCUAAGGGGCAUGGGCGCAAGGAUACUGGCUCGCGUUGGCCAGACGUGCACACACAUCGUGUACAAGAACGGGCUCAUGAGUACGCUCACGCGAUACAGGCUUCUCAAGGAACGGCGGCCCCUCGUUGUCGGUAUUGCGUGGGUUGUAGAAUGCGCCGAGCAGAGGAUGCAUGUCGACGAGACCCGUUUUCUGAUCAAUCUUGAUGAGGAGAACGUCGCCGGUGUGAACAAGCUUUCGUCUGGAGGCGAUGAGGAUGCUGCGGAUCGCAUACGGGCCCCAUCAAGACCUCCCGACGAGCCUGGUGAGAUGAACCUGCCUGUUCAUAGCCAGGUCGCUGAGAAUGGUAUAGGUGCCAGCGACACGCAAACGCCGCGUUCUGAAGUAACGAGCCUUCUUCCUCUCGAGAAAGCCCGACGGCGACGAAGCACCCUUCUUGGGCCAUAA
Postia placenta MAD-698-R-SB12 is the source of this 2790-nucleotide messenger RNA. RefSeq lists its product as hypothetical. The annotation marks the transcript as partial. The record is from RefSeq and is a predicted model, not a curated record. The transcript has 8 exons. Lineage: Eukaryota; Fungi; Basidiomycota; Agaricomycetes; Polyporales; Adustoporiaceae.